GCUGGGCGUGCAGCGCCAGGCACCGCUAUCGGAUUUGGGAGGCCUCACAGUGAUCCUUGUCCCAUCUCUGCUCCCCCCAGCCACCCACCCCGCCUCGGAGACCCCACGGGACGAUGAACGUGCUGGCUCCGGUCCGCAGGGACCGGGUCAUCGCCGACCUGCCCCCGUGUUUUCGGAAGGAGGCCGCCCUGCAAACCCGCCCCGCCUUCCACCCCACAGUGGCCAGCGCCUGCCAGGAGCAGCGGACGGGCACUGUGGGGUUCAAGAUCUCCAAGAUCAUCGUGGUGGGUGACCUGUCGGUGGGGAAGACCUGCCUGAUCAACCGCUUUUGCAAGGACACAUUCGACAAGAACUACAAGGCGACCAUCGGGGUGGAUUUCGAGAUGGAGCGGUUUGAGGUGCUGGGGGUGCCCUUCAGCCUUCAGCUGUGGGACACGGCCGGCCAGGAGCGCUUCAAGUGCAUCGCCUCCACUUACUACCGGGGAGCACAAGCCAUUGUGAUCGUCUUCGAUGUCAACGAUGUGGCGUCCCUGGAGCACACACGGCAGUGGUUGGCUGACGCUCUGAAGGAAAACGACCCCUCCAACGUGAUCCUCUUCUUGGUGGGCUCCAAGAAGGAUCUGAGUACACCGGCGCAGUACAGCCUGAUGGAGAAGGACGCUCUCAAGGUGGCCCAGGAGAUGCAGGCGGAGUACUGGGCUGUCUCCUCACUCACUGGGGAGAACGUGCGGGAUUUCUUCUUCCGUGUGGCGGCCCUGACCUUCGAGAGCAGCGUGCUGGCCGAGCUGGAGCGCAGCCACACCCGCAGGAUCGGCGACACCGGAUCAGCAGCAAUGAGAGCGACCUGUACCUGUCGACACCCCGCAAAAAACCCAAGUGCUGCCAGUGAGGGGACACCCCCUGCGCCCGCCAUGCUCACACCUAUGGACCAAAGAGGGGCGACCCUGGCCGGCCCCGAGGAGCCGUCCCUGCCACUCCCCAGCCCCCCUGGCCCCUCGCCUGCCCAGGCAUCCCUGGCCAGGGUGGGCAGGAGCACCCAUGUGGCUCCUGUAGCUAUGCAAACCCAGGUACUGCUCGCAGAAGGAGAUGCCCUUUUGUCUUAAUAAAACGUUUUUUAUGCUU
Molecule: messenger RNA, 1122 nt
Organism: Pipra filicauda (Wire-tailed manakin)
Lineage: Eukaryota; Metazoa; Chordata; Aves; Passeriformes; Pipridae
Gene: RAB34
Product: RAB34, member RAS oncogene family
Exons: 11
Coding region: 114-1103 (329 amino acids)
Biological process (GO): phagosome-lysosome fusion; endocytosis
Molecular function (GO): GTPase activity; GTP binding
Source: RefSeq, a predicted model, not a curated record